AAUUUAAUACAUCAAUAGAUCUAGCUAUGUGAUGCCGGCUGCCGGGGGACUCCAAAAGUCCGAGCUCUACAUCGAAACCCCAGCAAAGUUAAAACGACCCCCAGUUAUCGAAGGAAACCCCCUCGCUCCUAUCUUCCGACCCUUCUCUCCCCUAGUCAAAGUAGGCAGCUAUGUGGCCCUGUGGGAAAAUCCUCAACUGUCUGCGUACACCUUUAUCUGGUGUAACAUGUGUGUGCUGCUACACGUGGUAUUCGGAGUGACCACUCUUCUCACCACCUCUAUCACGCUGCUGUUACUCACCCUAAACCUUAUCAUGGUGGAACAUUCCUUCACUAAAACCAACAUCACUGUUAUCUGUGCGUAUUCUAUGAUCGGUGUGUCUGAUAAGCAGCUUGAGACUCUGCCUGGGUCAGAAGAAUUGUCCCAAUUCACGGUGAAUAGCUUCAACAGUCUGUGUAACGUGUUCCUCAACAUCCGCGACAGUUCCCAGCAAGGAUUGGCUCAGUUCUACUUUGCCCUUUGUACAACAGUAGCGAUGUUGACGAUAAUCCUCACUUAUUUGGCUACUACUACCACCCUACUUCUGCUAUUUUGGUUCCUCUUCUGUUUCCCAGCUAUAAAACAUAAUCAGCUUCACAAGAAAGUCACUCAGGAGCAGAUAGUUGGCGUGUUCAAUAUGUCAAUGUACAUGUUGUACAGUGUGUACAGGGCCAUCGUUAACGCUAUCUCCUCCCCACCCGACACGGAAACUGAUGGAGGACCAGAAAACCCAGACAUAACUGAGUUUGACGGGACCUUGUCCGAACCAGCAACCCAGCGCUCCACAACCAUGUCCUACCUCCGCGGAUUACCGUCAGCUAUGACACUCCGCUGGGGGGAUGGUCUCACUACAUGGUUCUCUCGGAAACAGCAGCUCGAUAAGGAACACAUUCCACUGGCUGCCCCCUCUGCUGCUCAGGCUUCUAAUUCUACUGAAUCGGACAGUGAUUUCGGUAUUGAUGAUAUUGAUGAUGUUGACGAUGGAGCAGUGGUACCUGUUAAAAGUAGGACUGGAACAAUUGAUACUCUCGGUUCUAAUGCUGAUCUGGAGUUUCCGUCUAUUGAGAGAAAGGACACACUGGAUACUCUAGAAUACGAGGGGACUAUGACCCUGGCCGCGGGUUUAGACCCCUCAAUGUUGUACGACGAGGACAGGACAUUUACACUGGACUCCAUGGGAACAGGUACUGAGUUCACGUUGGGUGGGGCGCAGCGCAUGCACCUCCUGGACGCGGUUACUGAGUCAGGUGAUGAGGAGGACCAGGAGUUGGAGGACGAGGAGGAUAGUGACCUGGAGAUGGACGGUAGAUCACUUCCAGAGUUUAGCGCCGCCAUCCACAGCACCAUCACAUCACGUGAUGACACACUCGACGGCAAACAGGUCAUGUUCCCAACGCCUCCCAUUGAACCGAGAACUAGCUCCGCGUCCCCCCGCAGAGUAAAAGAGCCAUCACAACAAAGCGUGAACAGUGUGGCCACCACGGACACUGAGUUUUACGUUAUCAGUGAUGAGGAGAUACGCGCGGCGGAGGGGGAGAUGGAGGAGUCAAUAUCGUCCACUGGGUCGGCUACUUCCUUGAGGGAGCGGCUCACCGGGAAAAUCAAAAAUUUGUCAGGUGGACAGGCUAAUCCUAGAAUAUGAUCAAUCUUGGCGGAAUGUUAUGCUUCUGCUACAUUAGCAAUCAGUUUUUUUUGGUGGAUUUUAUCGUUAUUCAUGUCGGUUAUAUAUAAUAUAACAGCAAAAUGAUUUAUCACAAUAUUUUCUAGAGAGAUGAUUAAGUGAAAGUUGAAUAUUAUUGAUCUUUUGUAAGAUAAUAGUUUUGGUGUCAAAAAUGAUCUUGCUAUUGUCAUAUUGAUAAAUUAUGUAGUCUAUUACACCUGCUCAGUACCCGUUUCCUGUUUUUUAUCCCAGAUUUAAUCAAAAUCUAAAAGAAUGCUCAGUUAUAUGAUGACAUGAUACUUUAAAAAUCACCCAUAAGUUGUGACCUGUAAAAAUUCGAUUUUAGACAAACCUCAAACCACACUGAUCCAUGAUGAUGGUCAGUGGUAAAACCGAGUGGAGUGAUUUGUUAUGUCCUUGUGGUCCGUCAUGGUUUUAAACUUUGAUGUAUGCCCCCAUGGGAAUCUAAGCUUCGUUGUAUGCCAGUUUAAACUUAGUUGAAGUGUGCCACCGCCCCUCGUAUAGUAUCGACUAUUAUUAGAGUUUAAAAAAUGUUUUAGCUUCCGAUAACAACACGGGCAACACAAAAUGUCUGAAAUUUACGUGGAAUAUAUAGAAGACAAUGCGUUUUUAAUUGCUUAUGUACUUGCUGUAAAUAUCUUUAAAUGUUAAUUCACAAACGUUGUAUGUAGUAAGCGCUCAUUUAUAACAUUUAUUUGAUUUUAUAAUCAGUAACGGUGUUUAUCAUUGCUUGACAAAAUCUGAAACGUGAUGAUAAACUGUGCCAUAUUUCGCUGAGAUUUAAAUUAGACCGUCAUCACUGAUUAUGGAGCUGUUACCACUCCCGACCUGGCUUCUUGAUGAAAUUUCUGCAAUUAUCGCUCCAAGUUAAAUAACCAAAACAACACGAAUGUUUAACCGGUUUUUUUCAGGUGAUAGAUGACAGUGAGGCGAUGAUUACCAGGCGAUGAUUGUUCGGCGAUGUUUGGUGACCCCUCGGCAGAUACCCUACUCUUGUCUCUAUAACUCCAACACAUCCAAACCUAAACUUUACACCAAUCACCAUGAUAUAACGUAUCAAGAAGGUGCUACAAGCGCUAAAGAAGGUGCUACAAGUGCUAAAGAUGGUGCUAAAGGAGCUGAAGAAGCGAUAAAUCUCAGUCAAAUCUUAAGAAAAAUUCAGAGAGACGUGAAGGUGAACCCAGAGGACACCAAGAAAAAUGCGCUCACCUCAAGUUACUGGUUCGAAAGGAAUGUCAAAGCAUCAGAGCUACACACCAUAUAUUUACAGUUAUCUAAAUCAAGACUGACAUCAUUGGUAGUGAUGACCGCUAUGGCUGGGUUCGCGUUCAACCCAGUUUCUGGAACUUUAGCCUCAUUCGCUGCACUCUCUGCGGGAACAUUCCUGUGUUCUGCGGCUGCUAAUGCGUGUAAUCAGGUGAUGGAAGCGCCGUUUGAUGCGCAGAUGGACCGGUGUAAGCAGAGGGUGAUGGUGCGGCACUUGGUGUCCCCGCUGCACUGUCUAACAUUUAGCGCUACCAGCGCUGUGUUGGGUACCAGUAUGUUGUAUUACUGUGUCAACCCACUGACUGCAGCACUUGGUUUAGCUAACAUUGUUCUGUAUGCUGGUGUGUACACCACUAUGAAGAGAUACACUAUAGCUAAUACCUGGGUGGGCUCUAUUGUCGGUGCUAUACCCCCUGCAAUGGGAUGGGCAGCUGCAAGUGGGACGCUAGACUCCGGCGCGUUGGCCCUCUGCGCACUAAUAUACUUCUGGCAGUUUCCUCAUUUCAACAGUUUGAGUUUCAACGUCCGUCAAGACUACUGUCGUGCGGGAUACAACAUGAUGAGCGUUACAGACGUAGCGCUGAACGCACGUGUCUCACUGCGCAACACCGCCGCGCUCAUCCCUCUCUGUAUGGCUAUCCCCUUCACCGGCAUCUCACACUGCUCCUUCUCAUUCUACAGUGUGGUUGUGAACACGUACUUUACGUAUCUAGCCUGGAACUUCUACAAGUCUCCCAACAAACAAACUGCAAGGGAACUGUUCAGAUUCAGUUUGGUGUAUUUACCCAUUUUGUUUGGUUUCCUGGCGAUUGGGUAUGCGUUUAAGGAGAGGACAGCAACAUCGGAGGAGAAACAUCAUAGUGAUAAGCAUUAUAUGAAGGAUCUGUGCCCCAGUAGUGUUUUACCAGCUUCUGCAGAUCAGUUGUGCCCUGUUUCUCAUAAAGCUAGCUCUGGUAAUGUUAGCAGUGCACCUUCUUGAUGGAGUAGAAUAGUAGGGCAAUUUGGGGAUCACGUGACCUACCUAUUUCUCCCGUGUCACCUAA
This is a messenger RNA of Bolinopsis microptera, 4029 nucleotides long. RefSeq lists its product as uncharacterized. The transcript is spliced from 6 exons. Bases 32 to 1681 code for a protein of 549 amino acids. The record is from RefSeq and is a predicted model, not a curated record. Lineage: Eukaryota; Metazoa; Ctenophora; Tentaculata; Lobata; Bolinopsidae.